Messenger RNA from Stylonychia lemnae, 2133 nucleotides. The record is from the annotation of a GenBank genome assembly. Lineage: Eukaryota; Ciliophora; Spirotrichea; Sporadotrichida; Oxytrichidae.
AUGUAACAAAUCAUUAAAUUCAGCCCUCUGGCUCACAAGCUUAACUCCAAACUACUUCUUAGACAAUUACUUUUCUAGAGAGCUUUUGUGAUUCCAUCUAGUAGAGGGCUUGCCAUGAAUUUCUCAGCCCCACUUCAUAAUAAAACUUAGCCAGCAAUUGAUGAGGAAACAUAAGAAGACCUAUUAAACAAUAGAGCUAUGAACAUUGCCUAAACACAGUAUCAAAACGAUGAAAUCAUCAGAGAUAUCAUCGAAAAGAAUCAGACUAUCUCCCAGCUGACAGGCUAUUUCAACUACAAUUAGAAGUCAUUUUAAAUGAUUCACUACUCAUUUAUGCUUUACAGACUCAACCAUCUUGUCCAAGAAGCCAAAAAAUAUCAAAAUCUAACUCAGGAAUAGAUUUAGAACUUGCCUUAAAACCAAAGGAUUAUAUUUGAAUAGAACAUUGGCAACGAUCAAAUGGCUAGCCAUCUCUAGAAGCUGAUUUGUUUUUACAUCGCAAGAAAUACAAAAGAAUUGAUUCCAAAUGCCAUAAUUCCUAUGUUGAAGGUCUUAUCCGAGUCAUCGCUUGAUAGAUCUGAAAUGGGGUAAGAGCAAUAUGCUCUGAUUGAGGAGAAAGUAAUGCAAGAAUACCCUAAAUACAUAUCAUUAGAUCUAUCUUCAAUCGUUUCUGCCUUCUUAAAGCUUAACUAUGUUCCUCAUUAAAUUAUAGAUGAGUUAAACAAACUUCAACAGCUUUCAACCAUGAAUAAGUAUGCUUGCCUUUAACUACUUGAGGGUCUUGUCGAUUCCAAGUACAAUUAAAAACCUGAAUUCUACGAUAAACUCUUAACUUAACUAAAGAGAUCAUCCUAGGUCACAAAUUAGAGACUUGCUGGUAGAGCACUAGCAAUUUUAAACAAGUUGAAGGAUAUCACAACUGAUAAAGAUCUUGUGGAUCAUGCUUAAUACUAUAUUGAUAGGUAUGUUGAAUCGAUUAGACAUCCAGAUUAAUCUAUAAAAGCAGAUAUUCUGCUAGAUUCUGCCAGAGUAGUCAGAUCUCUUGACAACUAUGCAAGACAAGCAACUCAAAGAACAUUAGAUCUGGAUUAGUUCAAUGAGAACUAUGUUAGAAUCUAGUCAGAUAAGAUUGAUAAGUUUAGAGCAGAAAUUAUUUUUGUUGUUUAUGAGAGUUUCUUGAACGCAAGUGAUAAGAAAAAGUUUGUGGACUCAUUCAUAAGAGCACUUAGGGAAAAUAGAAUAGAUAUUAGAAGGUUCAAUGUAUACCAACUUGAAAAAGCUGUCUAGAUGAUUCAUGGUCACUCGAAGAAAGACCUGCAUGUUUUCCAUAAGUUCUUUGAUCAAUGUCUGGAAUAAGGGUACUACAAACAACAAUAGUUACUUGACAAUUUCUCUGCAUUCUCUAAAUUGUUUUAUAUUUUCGUAAAAGAAGGCUUCAUUACUCAAGACUUCUAAAACAACAUUUAUUACCAAUAUGUCUUCACCCUAAAUGAUAACCUCAAAAAAUUGACAAAUUAGGAUAUCGUGAAUGUGCUCUGGGGAUUAAUUGUGUCUGAUGAUGAAACAGUUAAAUCACCACUUAUCGCCAAGAUCUUUGAGAUGUUGCAUGAAUUCAAAAGAGAUACUCCUUUGACAAAGGAUGAAUUAAUUCAGUUAUAUUAGAUUCAUAUUUACGCUUAAGAUAAGAUAAAGAACAGAAUCUGGCCAAAGUAAUUCAAAGAUGUGAUCCCCUAAGCUGCAAAGGAUGCUGCUGAGGACGAGUUUAAUCAGUUCGACAAGAAUCUCUUUAAAGAUUACUAAAUGGAUAUCGCAAAGAAAUUAUUGAAACUUAGAUGCACUUUUACUGAGAAUGCAAAAAUUCACAAAACAUAUAGAGCUGACUUUAAACUGACAGAUGCCUAGAAAAUAAUCGUUUUUGUUGGAGGAGAAAUGAAAAAUUAAAAGAAUUCUUAACUAUUAGGAGUUUAUUAAUAAAAGAUAAGUUACUUGCAAACCAAACUCAAGGAUUAUUAGGCAAUUGUUAUUGACCUUGAUACCUGGAAAGAUAAAUCAGAAGAUGAGUAGUACUCAUUUUUGUUCAAUGCAUCAUUGCCUAAAGAGGGAGAUGGGUUUUAAUCUCAAUACUCUUUUUGA